GUCCAUGGAAGCGGGCGCGGUCACACAAUCUUACCACCCACCACAAAUGCUUCAAGGUUCUGCAAGGCCACAUGUACAGCCCAUUGCUUAACUAGCAGUACUAGCUGACUGAUGCUGCUGCCACCUUUGCAUGCCUCCCCUCGCCGGUGACCUCCGGGGAAGUCGACCGCUGAACCGACAACCGACGGGCCGACACGCGCGAGCAGCCACGGAGAAGCCGGUGGCCGUCUUUGCCGGUCAUGGCGUACCCGUAUGUCUUCCACGCGCAGGCGCCACCGGCCAGAGCGGAGGAGCACAAGUCCAAGGGCGCAAUGCCGCAGCCACAGGUCAGGCCCCAGUGGCCUGUCGGCAGCGGCGCCGGGCGUGGGUGUGGCGGCGGCGGAGCCGGGUGGAUGGGUCUUGGCUCCCGGGAGAGGCCGCUCGCGAGUGCUUAUGAUCUCGUGGAGCAGAUGCAUUACCUGUACGUGCGCGUCGUUAAGGCGCGCGGGAUCCCCGUGGGCGCGGUCACCGGCGGCUGCAACCCCUACGUCGAGGUGCGCCUCGGCAACUACCGCGGCACGACGCCGCACCACGACAGGAAGUCGAGCCCGGAGUGGAACCAGGUCUUCGCCUUCUCCAGGGAGCGCGUCCAGGCCACGGCGCUCGAGGUGUUCGUCAGGGACAGGGACGCCGUGGCGCGCGACGACUACGUCGGCAGGGUCGCGUUCGACAUCAGCGAGGUGCCGCUGCGCGUGCCGCCCGACAGCCCGCUCGCGCCGCAGUGGUACCGCCUCGAGAGCGUGCGCCAUGGUGGCAAGAUGGUGCUGCCGACCGAGGUCAUGCUCGCGGUGUGGGUCGGCACGCAGGCCGACGAGGCGUUUGGGGACGCAUGGCACGCCGACGCGGCGUCGGCGCGCGGCGGCGCUGAUGGUGUGGCCGCGGUGCAGAGCGCGCGGUCCAAGGUGUACGUGACGCCUAAGCUGUGGUACCUCCGGAUAAACGUGCUGGAGGCACAGGACGUCGUGACGGGCGGCUUCGUCGGCGACAAGGUCCGGCAGCACGUCGAGGUCUUCGCCAAGGUGCAAGUCGGCGGCAUGAUGCUCCGGACCAAGCCGUGCGCCAUGAGGAAUCCGACAAGCCUGGCGUGGAACGAGGAGCUGGUCUUCGUUGUGGCGGAGCCGUUCGAGGACCCGGCGGUGCUCAUCGUCGAGGCCCGGGCGCACCCCGGCAAGGACGAGAUCGUUGGGCGUGCCGUGCUGCCGCUCACGAUCUUCGAGAAGCGCCUCGAACGCGGGGCGGUCCACUCGCAGUGGUUCAGCCUGGAGCCGUUCGGGCAUCCUUUGCGCCGGCCGGAAGCCACUUUCGCCGGCCGCGUCCACCUCCGGGCGUGCCUCGAGGGCGCGUACCACGUCAUGGACGAGCCGACCAUGUACGUCAGCGACACGCGCCCGACGGCGCGGCAGCUGUGGCGCCCUCCCGUCGGCGUGCUCGAGGUCGGCGUCCUCGGCGCGCAGGGACUCACUCCCAUGAAGACCGCCGACGGGCGGGGCACCACAGACGCCUACUGCGUGGCCAAGUACGGGCAGAAGUGGGUGCGCACGCGCACCGUCGUGGACUCGUGCAGCCCGCGGUGGAACGAGCAGUACACGUGGGAGGUCUACGACCCCUGCACGGUGCUCACGCUCGCCAUGUUCGACAACUGCCACCUCGGCAAAGCCAAUGCCGCCGCCGGCAACGCCGUCCUCAGAGACCAGGUGAUGGGCAAGGUGAGGAUACGCCUCUCCACGCUGGAGAUGGACAAGGUGUACACCAACGCGCACCAUCUCGUCGUGCUGCACCCGUCCGGCGUGCGCAAGAACGGCGAGCUCUGCCUCGCCGUGCGCCUCACCUCCGUCUCUCUCGCCAGCGUUAUGUGCUUGUACGGGAAGCCCCUCCUCCCCAAGAUGCACUACGUCCAGCCGUUCGCCAUCCCGCAGCUCGACGCGCUCCGGCGCCAGGCGAUGAGCAUCGUGGCGGCGCGGCUGAGCCGGGCCGAGCCGCCGCUGCGGCGGGAGGUCGUGGAGUACAUGCUGGACGCGGGCUCGCACCUGUGGAGCAUGCGGCGGAGCAAGGCCAACUUCUUCCGGGUCACGGCGCUGCUGUCCGGCGCCGCCAGCACGGCGCGGUGGCUCGUGGACGUGUGCCACUGGAGGAACCCGGUGACCACCGUGCUGGUGCACUUGCUCUUCGUCACGCUCAUGUGCUUCCCGGAGCUCAUCCUGCCGACCAUGUUCCUGUACAUGGCCCUGGCCGGCCUGUGGAACUACCGGCGCCGGCCCCGCCGGCCGGCGAGCAUGGACGCGAGGCUCUCCUGCGCGGAGGCGACUCACCUCGACGAGAUCGACGAGGAGCUGGACACGUUCCCGACGUCGAAGCCGAACGACGUGGUGCGGCUGCGGUACGACAGGCUGCGGAGCGUGGCCGGGCGGAUCCAGACGGUGGUCGGCGACGUGGCGACGCAGGGGGAGAGGGUGCGGUCGCUGCUCGCGUGGAGGGACCCAAGGGCGACGGCGCUGUUCACGGCGCUCUGCCUCGUCGCCGCCGUGACGCUGUACGUCACGCCGCUCCGGGUCGUGGCGCUCGUCGCCGGGCUGUACGCGCUCCGCCACCCGCGGUUCCGGAGCCGGAUGCCGUCGGCCGCCGGCAACUUCUUCAAGAGGCUGCCCUCCAGGGCCGACACCAUGUUGUAGCAUGUACGUGGUUCGUUGCGAUUUGUUCAUGUGUUUUGUUCGAUUCUUCAGUUCGCUGCCAUGUUGUAGCAUGUACGUGGUUCGUUGCGAUUUGUUCAUGUGUUUUGUUCGAUUCUUCA
Aegilops tauschii subsp. strangulata is the source of this 2827-nucleotide messenger RNA. RefSeq names its product FT-interacting protein 1-like. The record is from RefSeq and is a predicted model, not a curated record. NCBI's taxonomy places the organism in Eukaryota, Viridiplantae, Streptophyta, Magnoliopsida, Poales, Poaceae.